Messenger RNA from Phytophthora nicotianae INRA-310, 1361 nucleotides. RefSeq lists its product as hypothetical. The coding region runs from base 325 to 1281 and encodes 318 amino acids. Lineage: Eukaryota; Oomycota; Peronosporomycetes; Peronosporales; Peronosporaceae. The transcript is spliced from 2 exons. The record is from RefSeq and is a predicted model, not a curated record.
ACUGUACCGUUGAUGACUGCGAACUCGAUUGUUUGGCUACAAUAUUCUACCUACAAUCGAUAGAUAUCGUAGUGGCGAUGAAGGUGUCGGUCAAAGGUUCCAUCCUGCGACUGAUAUCGCUCGAAAAGACCGCCUUGGUAUCUAUCAAUCCACUCGCCAGCGACAGAAUGAGGUGUACGGUGCUCCAGUGUCUUAGUUCGAUUGGCGGGGAGGCCAGCAAGAGGUCAGCACCAUUCCACGACUGGUCGUCGUAUUUUUCACUUCUCAACUUCGCGGGUUAUCAGCAAGUACUAAAAACAGAGGAGCAAUCUCAAAUCUCCUACGAUGACCACUACAUUUCGAUGUACAACACUCGAGACGUCCAUGCAGAUGCAGGCCUGCCGCAUAUUCUGGCACAAAUCCACGAUCAGUAUCGUCCUCAAGCGCGAGCUCUCAGACUGCACACCAAGUCGAGAGAUUCCAGUUCUUUAUAUUAAACGACCUUCAAUAUUCGGUGGUGACCUGGAAAUCGACCUCGGCGGCAGUGUUCACCCGGUGCGCAUGCUCCCCGUGUCCGGCAAGGACGUGCGCAAUCUACGCUUUGGACUUGUGUACGGACCCAAGCGGAAGCGCGUUCGCUUCCGCGCCCCCGACGUAGCAACGUACGACAACUGGGAGAUGGUUCUCGAAGUCGCCGUCGAGAAGGCGGCAGCCGAACGACCAACAUUCCACACGUGGCCAUAUCCAGGCACAUCGCCCAGCUUGUCAGCACUAGAAGAGGGGUACGUUUCAGAGGAGUUCGGCUUCAGCGACAACGACGGCAACGAUGAGAUCAAGACAAAUGACUUGCGAUGUAAACUACCACAACCAACACAGAAUCCCAUGACCGGCAGCUUCGUGGACUUCAUAGAUCCUCCGUCGCCAGAGAAGAACUCAAGUGCAGACGACACCGAGGACGACUACGACCGGAUCCAGUCGACAGUGAGCGACUAUGAGAUGGCGAUCAUGCCGCUCGCUCGAGAGGUCGAAGUUGUUCGACCCAUGCCAUCUACGGGUAAUUACUCGUACGCCAGCAACAAGGUGUUCGUACAAGAGGACGCGACCCUUUCGAACCAAGAGCCUCAUGAAGAGGCCGUUUGGUGUCCCAAGAAGCCACAGUUUGAAAACCCAUUCGCCACCCGACUCCAACUCAUUUCCAGCAGCGGGCUGGGAGCUGCCAAGUACUCGAUUGGAGACUAUUUCACGUGGAUCAAAGCAGGGUUUGACCACAGAGAGGAGCGCGAAGUACUCAAGCGAGCAUAGCUAUCUAAAGAUUCUACGUUGAAGUUCUACUCAGAUUCGACUUCCUUAGUGAAACCAAAUGAAAAUGUUUUUGACCAAUC